AAUCCUAAAAUCUAAAAUUCACAACUCACAACGAAACCAAAAUAAACCCGAAAAAACAAAACAAGAAGAAAAAGCACCACCACCACAUGCUUCUCAUCACCAUUAUCUGGGCCUUGGCUCUCUCGUCCCUUCCGAUUUGCUAAUGGGCGCGCACGCCGCUUUGCCUGUGCGCGUUCCGGCAGCAAUUUACUCCGUUCUUGUUGUUGUUCUUUUACUCUCGUGGUCGUCUUCGUCGUUGUCCAGCUCCGAUGCCGAAGCUCUCUUGAAGUUCAAAAGCUCUCUCAACAAUGUCGUCGCUCUCAGUAACUGGGAUCCCGGCGUCAACCCUAAGCCGCCCUGCACCGGCAAUAACCCCAACUGGAUCGGCAUUUUCUGCAUCAACGACACCGUUUGGGGCUUCCGUCUCGAGAACAUGGGCCUCAUGGGCACCAUCGAUGUUGAAGCUCUUGCUUCCAUGCCACGUUUAAGGUCUAUUAGCUUGAUGAACAAUACCUUCGUCGGUCCUUUGCCUGAAAUUAAGCGCAUCAAGAAUUUGAAGUCAAUUUACUUAUCGUACAACCAUUUCACCGGCGACAUCCCCGACGACGCGUUUGAGGGUAUGAAUAUGUUAAAGAAAGUUUAUUUGGCAAAUAACCAGUUCACCGGAAAAAUCCCUUCCUCCCUUGGCGUCUUGCCUAACCUCCUCGCUGUCAGGCUUGACGGCAACAAGUUUCAUGGUCGAAUCCCUAAUUUUCAAAAUAGCACGUUGAAGCUUAUCGACUUUUCUAACAACGCUUUGGAUGGCCCCAUUCCAGAGAAUCUAACAUCUUUCAGCGCCUUCGCCUUCUCUGGGAACGUACAUUUAUGUGGACCUCCUCUGCAGAAUCCUUGCGCUUCAAUCCCCUACGCCACCAUGGAUUCUCCAACAAAGACAGCGAUUCUCAAGAUUCUACUAAUUUUAAUUCUGACAUUACUGAUCAUAGUGGUGAUCAGUUCGGCGAUCGUGAUAGCCCGCCUGAGGACGAGCCGGCGAUAUGCCGAGGAUUCGGUCUCGGGGUUCCAAAGCCAACCUUCUCUGAAGUAUGCUCCUCCUGCAUUCACGAAAGCAAAAAGCAUAGAUCAUCAUGACAGUACGAAGCUUCUUGCUGGACAAAACAACACAAAUUAUCAGAACACAGCAUCCAUAUCGAAGAAAGGGGAAUCAGGGAAGCUGAUAUUUGUGAGGAAUCGGGAGAAGAAGUUUGACCUGCAAGAUUUGUUGAAAGCGUCGGCGGAAAUUCUGGGAAGUGCUGCGUUUGGGUCAUCGUAUAAGGCAGUGAUGAAAGACGAUCAAGCUGUGGUGGUGAAGAGGUACAAGCAGAUGAAUAAUGUGUCGAGAGAUGAGUUCUUUGAGCACAUGGCAAGACUAGGCGAUCUAUCUCAUCCCAAUCUUCUUCCUCUCGUUGCUUAUUAUUACAGGAAAGAAGAGAAGCUCUUGCUCUCUGACUUCGUUCCCAAGGGUUGCUUGGCCAGCCAGCUUCAUGGAAAUCAUAAUAAUGAACGGCCAGGCCUUUGUUGGCCAACUCGGUUGAAAAUUGUGAAAGGUGUAGCGAGAGGUUUAUCAUACCUAUACAACGCAUUGCCAUGCCUCGUAGUGCCUCAUGGUCAUUUGAAAUCUUCCAAUAUUCUAUUGGACGAAUCAUACGAACCAUUACUCACAGAUUACGCUCUCAUUCCAGUGAUCAACCUAGAUCAUGCUCAACAGAUCAUGAUGCCCUACAAAUCCCCCGAGUACGCGCAACUCGGCCGGAUCACGAAGAAGACCGACGUGUGGAGCUUCGGCAUCAUGAUUCUGGAGAUCUUAACUGGGAAAUUCCCGGAGAACUAUCUCACUAACAGGCAUGACACCAGCUCCGAUAUCGCUAGUUGGGUUAACAGCAUGGUCACCGAGAAGCGUACUGGCGAGGUUUUUGACGUUGAGAUGGGAGGGGCAGAGAAUAGCAAGAGCGAAUUGCUCAAGCUUUUGAAAAUUGGGCUGAGCUGUUGUGAGGAGAAUGUGGAGAGAAGAUUGGACAUGAAGGAAGCUCUUGAGAAGAUUGAAGAGUUGAAGGAUGAGAAUUAUGAUGGAGAUUUUUCUUUGAUUGUCACUAGCGAACGAGAUGCUUUUCAAGCUAUAUGAUUCACGUUGGACUUUGACUAUUCGGAUUUUCUGAGGUUAAGAAUCUGAAUCAAGAUGGUGAAAUUUAAAGGCAAAGUAUCAGUACUAUAUAUCUGUGUGUGUAUAUAGUAUUGGUCUUUAAUUUGCGUUUGUGUCUUCACCUUCUUUGUAACUUCGGAGUUUGUUCUCCGGUUGGACUUUUGCAUGGAAGCAACUAUGUACGUACAGAAAUCUAAAGUGAAUCCAUGCCCCAAAAAACACAAAACUGAAUAUGUGAUACCUCUAAUUAACCUCGCUGCUAUUUUUUGAUUAAUUAGUUUAUUUUUCUGA
Messenger RNA from Prosopis cineraria, 2446 nucleotides. Its product is annotated as pollen receptor-like kinase 4. NCBI's taxonomy places the organism in Eukaryota, Viridiplantae, Streptophyta, Magnoliopsida, Fabales, Fabaceae. The record is from RefSeq and is a predicted model, not a curated record. The coding region runs from base 143 to 2137 and encodes 664 amino acids. Gene Ontology annotation, molecular function: protein kinase activity; protein binding; ATP binding. The transcript has 3 exons. Gene Ontology annotation, biological process: protein phosphorylation.